Lepisosteus oculatus (spotted gar) is the source of this 9705-nucleotide messenger RNA. RefSeq names its product helicase with zinc finger 2a (gene helz2a). The record is from RefSeq and is a predicted model, not a curated record. NCBI's taxonomy places the organism in Eukaryota, Metazoa, Chordata, Actinopteri, Semionotiformes, Lepisosteidae. Gene Ontology annotation, molecular function: ATP hydrolysis activity; metal ion binding; RNA binding.
GGUUUGCUCAUCACAGACCUCAGCUCCUGUUGAAAUCGGCGGAAUCAGCUGACGGAUUUGAGUUUUUCACAGGUCUUGGUCCUCCUCGAAAUUUACUGUAUUGUACGAUGGAACAAAAUACAGUCCGGAAAGCAGAGCUGGGCUGCAGCAGGUUUUGUUGAGACUAUGGGAAGACUGCCGACUGAGUGAAAUGGAAAAGUUCUGCGUGCCACACCACGUCUGCAGAAGGGCGAAAAUUUUUCUCUGAAACAAUUGGCAUGAACAGUUGAUGAAAAUGACAGAUUUUCAUCUGCAAAGUUUUUUAUGGACCUACGACCUGCAAGUCGCCUGUUUCUCCUGCGCCAUAAAAAAAAAUGAGAUCACGUUUGAAAUCAGGACUGUGAAACAUCAGUGUGCAGGAAGCGUGUUACUUGCCAGGCAGAGAGGCAGCGGAAAUGCAUGGAAGCACAUAUCUCGCCGUCCAGAGUUCCCUGUCCCAUAUAAAUAUGAGGUGUGCUGGUUUUUCAAGAUUGGACAUGGAUGUCAGAAACACGGGAACAGGUGCACAUUUGCCAGGAGUGAAGAAGAAGCCGCUGUCUGGAAUUUCCAAAAGGCCAGACAACUCAGCUACAGUACGUUGGCAGAAAUGGUCAAAGCAAUUCAAGUUCCUGUGGAUCAGAGGGCUCAACUGAAGCAGCUAGGUGUGGCCGAAAAAAUCAGAGCUAAUUUUAACGGCCAAUUCCUAGAGGUGUGUGAAGACUGCUUGUAUAGCAGUCCCCAGCAGAUCAGUCUCAGGGGUCAGAUGAUGGUCUGUAAUUCCUGCUCCAAGCACGCUUGGAAGCCAGUGCUGGUACAUUUUCAAACAGGAGAACAUGGCAAGGCAGUAUUUCAUGAAAUCAGGCCUCUGCCAGCCUCUACCACCCUGCAAUACUACAGGUAUGUCAUCAAUGGUGAACCUUGCUGGCACGGACAUCGGCGAUGCUGGUUUGCUCACAGUGAAGUUGAAAUGGCUGUGUGGGUGGCAGAGGCCAAGGAAGGCCUUAAGCGCCCCAACUUGCUCAGGCAGCCCCAGAGACAGGUGGCGCCGACGCAAGCACAGGCACCAGCAUCACCUCCAGCUCAGACCUAUUACUGCAAGGCCUGCUGUCUGAAAUUCUCCUCCAAGGACAGCUUCAUGAACCACUGCUCUUCCCUCGACCACGCCAGGAUGAUCAGCGAGGACAGAGGGACAGAGUGGAGACACCGCCCCCCGCCUGGAAACCUAACCCAGGGGUUUGAGCUUUGCAGCAGGCCCGAUACCUGUGAGUACGGACAGAACUGUGUUGCAGCUCAUUCCACAGAGGAGCUGCAGGAGUGGAUCCUGAGGACCCGGUCGGCUCAGAAGAGGAUGAGGGCUGCACAGGAGCAGGGCCUUCUGUCGUAUCAGGACCUGCUGCUGAAGGAGUACAGGAGCAGUGGCAACGAAGUGCACAUUAUGUCCAGCUGUGUACCUGGGGUGUCAGUCACCUGUAGUGAGGAUUUGACCAUGAGCUCCAAGGAAGACCAUUUGGAAUGGAAGUGGACUUUCCAUGUCGAAUCAGAGAGACCCCUGGUGCACGUCGCCUUGCUGAAACACGAACAAGGAGCCGUUUUUACUCUGGGUGACAUCUGUCCUGAAGGCCCUUGUACUUACGCCACAGGGAACACGUUCUGCACAUCCCACAUGAGCUGCGACGUCCCCGUCACUUUCAAAUCUCUCAGCCCGGGCUUCUACGAGCAGUGGGUGGUGUUCGACUUUGACAUGAGACCCGUGCUGCUGCAGAAGCUCCGGGUGCGAGUGGGUCAGCGGAGCCCGACUCCCCCUGCGGAGACGCCCGAGGGCAGCGGGCCCUGUGGCCAGAGCCUGGAGCGCUGGCACCGUGGGAACAGGAUGAUCGUGCCCUGCCUGGAGAGGACUGAGGCAGAGGAGAGUCUGCUGAAGGAGUACAAGCCGCCUCAGCUGAACCUGCGGUACAAACCCAGAGCAGAGGGAACUGAGCCCCUUACGAGGGAGAACUACAGAGACGGAAUGCACUCCUUCCUCUACAGAGAAGAGCUGGCCCAGGAGGAGCUGUUAGAGAGGUUGAGUCUGAAAGUGACAGUGACGCUAAUGGAUACGUCUGGGAAAAAGCAGGACAGAACCAGAGAGCGUUCUGCAGAAGUCCCGGUUCCUUAUGCACUGACACCUGAUACUGUUAAUGGCUAUUUGCUCAGAACUGCAGUUCAGUCUGCUCUCCUAGCUCCGUCUCACCCGACAGACAACAAGGUGUACGAAGCGGUCAUCUCUUGGGAAGCAAGCAGUGAGAAUACAAUCUUCCUCCAUCUUUCCAAGCGGUGCUGCUCAGACCUCGGUCUCCUGAAGGACACAACCCGUGAGAUGGAGGUCCAGUUUCAGCUGAACCGUCUCCAGUUCUGCGAGUGGCAUCAGGCUGUCGACCUCCUUCCAGAUGUGGGGAUAGUGCUGCCAGAUGUGACGGCCUGCUCUGUGCCAGUGCACAGCGGGACAUUCUCCAAGCUCAAUGCAAAGCAGAGCGCAGCCAUGGCUUACAUCAUUGGGGACACAGAUGGAGUCAGACCUGUGGCGCCACUGCUGAUAUAUGGACCAUUCGGAACUGGGAAAACUUACACGCUGGCCAGUGCAGCCAUGGAAAUUGUCCGCCAGCCUGAUACCAAGGUUCUUAUCUGCACCCAUACAAACAGCUCUGCAGAUAUAUACUUAAAGGACUAUUUCCACACUUGGGUGAAUGCUGGGAACACUGUACCUCUGAGGAUAAAGUCAAACAAAAGAGGUGUAGCUGUGAGUGCUACUAACCACAUCACUCUCAGGUACUGCCUACUCUCAGAAGACGGCGAGUCAUUCAUUUUCCCGGACAAGAAGACAUUAGACUCUCGCAGGAUAGUCGUAACCACCACCAUGACAGCCAGGCGAUUCCAAGCCCUGAAGCUCCCUCCCGGCUACUUCACCCACAUCCUGAUAGACGAAGCCUCCCAGAUGCUGGAGUGCGCUGCGCUGAUGCCCCUGGCUCUGGCUGGGGAGGGGACCCGAGUGGUGCUCGCUGGAGACCACAUGCAGAUGGGCCCCAAGCUGUUCUCGGAGGAAGAGGGCCGGCACUCUGACCACACUCUGCUGAAUCGCCUCUUCCACUUCUACCAGGGGGAGACGCACGAGGUGGCCUCGAGAAGCAGAAUCAUCUUCAAUGAGAACUAUCGCUCCACGAGAGAGAUAGUGGAGUUUGUGUCGACUCACUUCUAUGUAGGGAAGAGCGAUGCCAUCAAAGCCAAGGGGGAUGUUCCCCCUCAUCCUCAGUUCCAUCCGCUGAUGUUCCAUCAUGUCCGCGGGAGUUGCCACUGGGACAGAAUCACCUCAUCCUAUUUCAACUGCGAGGAGAUUGACCAAGUAGCGGAAAUAGUCCAAAGCCUUCUCCAUAACUGGCCAUCACAGUGGGGGGAUCCAUCACAAAGGACAAUUUGUGUUGCUUCAGAGGGAAAGCAGCAGGUGGAUUUCAUCAGGCAGAAACUGCGAAGCAAAAAACUGGGAAAAAUUACAGUGGAGAAUUUGUUGAACAUACAAGGGAGGCAGUUCAGAGUAGUCGUGAUGACGACCAUUCAGACCCGAGACAGCCUGCUGUCUUUGAGCUCAGCCACUCUGGAGUUCUUCAACGAGCCGCGAGUGCUGAACACUGCCAUGACCAGAGCGCAGUCCCAGGUCAUUGUGGUUGGAGACGCGGCAGCUCUGUGCUACUUCGGGAAGUGCUCUAAGAUCUGGAGGAGCUACAUAGCGCAGUGCAUCGAGAAGGGCAGUGCUUUCCCACAGCACCUCACCAUGGAGCACAUUGACCAAGAAGUGAAGGAGACAGCAAGAUUCAACAGAACAGGAGAGGAAGACAUCAGUGAUACAGAAUCCGUUGAUUCAGACCUCUCUGACAUUGACGACCCAAUUUUGCUGGAGCUUCUGGACGAGAGCAAAGACAUUAGGGUGACUGUCACAAGUGAAGGGCUUUUGGACAUUGUUCAAAAUAAUUACUUCACUGGAAGUGGUGAAUAUCAAAGGCCUGAAGAAGAACCGCCUUUCGAUUACACUGAGUCCUCUCUAGAGACAUUACUGAGAGACAACCCAAGUGAAUACAAACAUUGUGAACUGGUACUGGAAAGAUACGAUUCAGGUUAUGCCUGGCCUCUAGACCAACCAACAUUGCAUAUCAAAAUCCAAGGGAAAAAGAAUAUUGGCAGAGCUUUUCCUGGGGACCAGGUUAUUGUGAAGAUAAUAAGCAAUGAAAACAGCCUUCCUUCUGGGAAAGUAGUAGGGGUACUAAAAGUGGCUGACCAUUCAAGGGUAUUUGUUUGUACCAUUGAACAUUAUGAUAAACAAGUGAUGACACCCAUUAACAUAUGCAUUCCCAAAAUAUACACUCCAUUUUUCCAGAAGAAACCUAAUGUUAUUGCAGUAAGGAAAUAUGAAAAUGGGAUGUGGAUUAAGACAAAAUGCAUAAAGAUAAAUGAGGAAUCAAAAAUGAACAACCUUUUUGUUGUCCAAGUCUUAAAAUGGCGCAACAACUUUAUUUAUCCCCUGGGAGUUGUUAAAGAAGUCCUUCCUAGAGUGACAUCCCUAGAGGGUGGCUUAAAAGUUCUAGACAUAGAAUAUCAGCUGACUAGAAAUCCUCCCUCUGUUCAGGAUGAACUUGCCAAGUUUGAGGAUUUAAGGCUGGAUGGAAAAAACAGAAAGGAUUAUCGUGAGUACACAACCUUCACCGUUGAUCCAAAGAAUUCUGAAGAUCUGGAUGAUGCAAUUAGUGUAAGAGAUUUGGGAAAAUGGUUUGAAAUUGGUGUUCACAUUGCGGAUGUUGCAAGCUUCGUCACCAAGGAUUGUCCCAUAGAUAAAGAUGCCAGAAGACGUGGAAUGACAUACUAUUCCCCUGGAAAAGAGCCUGUGUAUAUGUUUCCAAGGUCACUGAGUAUUAAGGAUUUCAGUUUGCUUCCCAACUCUAAUCGUCACACUAUAUCUUUGAUGGUAACUGUUGAUAAGAAAACUGAGAGGAUUGUGGAAAGCAGCUUCACAUUUUCAGUGAUAAGAUCAGAUAGAAAAAUAUCUUACGAGGAAGCAGAGGAGAUUAUCCAGAAGUACUCUGGAAAUGAGUACAGGUUCAAUACUGUGGAAGACUGCCUUGCUGUAGCUUACCGCUUUUCAAGGGUUCACAGAAAAAACAGAUUGUUGGGAGACUGGUACUAUGAGUCACUAGAUGAGGACGUGAAUCCAGGAGAAAGAAGGUCCCAUGAGAUGAUCAAGGAGCUCAUGAUAAUGUUCAACUGCACAGUAGCAGAAUUUCUUAUAAGCAACACUGUAACAGCAAAAGUCACUCCUAUUCGUUGUCAGAAUACUCCCCAUCCUGAGCAAGUUUAUGAGUUUCAGAGUAAAUACACCUCCUUCAUACCCUUAUCUAUUCACCUCUCCUACCAUUUCAAAGUGAAUAAACGUCUUGCCAGUGAAAACAGGCCCACUAUGAACCAGGAAUCCAAUCCUACACACCAGACUGUGGGUAGGAUCGUCAUGACAGAGUCAGAAAAAAGCAUCUCCCAGCACUCCAGUUCUGCUGUUGCUGAUGAUAUGUGCUGUAUAUUGACAUCUUUGUGGACAGAGCUUAAAUCUGCAGUCCGAAACAGGGAUUUGGAUAAAAUUAUUGAUUUGAUUGCAACUGAUGACAUCCACCCCUGGCUGCUUCCUGUGUUAUUGGAGUUCAGGAAGCUUCUCAGCAAGGCUUACAUCAUUCGAUCCAACUCAACCUAUCAUUCCAAAGUUGGCCACUACAUCAUGCAGCUUGACUCUUACACCUGGGCCUCGUCUCCCAUACGGCGCUACAUGGAUGUCAUUAUCCAGCGACAUCUCCAUGCGGUACUCAGAAAUACAGCAGCCCAGUACACCGUCAAAGAAAUUGAUCUGUUUUGUGCAGAAUUUCCUCAGAAGCAUGAGAAACAAGUGAGCUACAGCAAGAUUGUCCAGAGCCUGAAUCUGGCAUCCAAACUGAAGAGUCAAACCAUACAAAAGGUAGCAUUUGUAGUUGAGGUCUUUCCAACGGGGAACAGUUUCAAGGUUUCUUUUCCUUUAAACCACUCUUCACUACCCCACCUACACUCUGUAAGCUACAGGGACUUACAGCUAGCAUCCCAGCCAAUGUAUGAUGACCAAAGUCAAUGCAUGAUUUUGGUAUGGAGCCAAAGAGUGUACUCCAUGCAAAAUUCCAAAAUUCACUCCGAGAUCCAGCAGCAGCGUCCCAAUACAUAUUUAACACCAGUGUUAACAGAUACGUGGCAACAGAUUGUUUCUGCCCUUAGGACAGGAGACUGGGAAAGGGUACUCAGUUUGUUUGAGAACAUUAAUUCAGGCGUCAAUAAGGUCAACUGUAACCAUACAGAGACACCUGGCAGAGAGUUAAGGGUUAUGCCAAAUUUUGCCCAAUUUCCUGAAAAUACAGAGAAGCACUAUGCUGAACUCUCUCUAAAGCUGAAGACUGGGGGCAUAUUGCAGGUGCAGUUGGGCACAGACACAAAGCGAGGUAUGCUGGUGCCUCAAAUACAGUUGUUAAUUAUCCAUCCAAAGUUUGAGGUUUGUCUUGAGCACGCAAGGAACCCCAUAGAGUGUUUCUCUGAAUAUGCCAUACGAGCAUCGAAGCAGCAAUAUGUCGAUUACUUGGAGUAUCAGAGGGUCUGGAAGCCUCUAUGUGAAAUGGAAUCAGCCUUCAAUGCCGUGGCGGAAAACGACAGCAUCGUCUUUGAAGAUACAGCUGUACAAUGGAAAAUGAAAUCGAAGUCUGACAAACUAGAAGGAUUCUUCCAGCUAACACUGGCUCACAAAAAGCUGUGGUGCGUCGAGUGUGAUCUGAGAAAGUGCUUCUUAUGCAUCAGAGUGAGGGACCAAUCUCGAAACUCCAGAGAAAACCAGUUUGGACUGGAGUCCUCCGGACAUGCUCCUCUGUCGGAUCAAGUGGAUCCCAAAUUCUUCACAUGGGUGGCUCAUGGGGUAACUACCAAAAUCACCGAUGAAGAGGAGUCAAAGAAACUUUCUUAUAUUCAAAUAGACUUCUACAUCAACCAUGUGCCCAUGAAGAAUAUUCCCGACAGCAUAUUCCAGAAAGGCACAGCAUUCACAGUGGAGCUGAUUCCAAAGCUACUACCUGAUGUCCGCAAAGAAGACGCAGUCUCUAACCUUGCACGUGCUAAUGAACUUGUCAAGAACAUCAUACUGGGAAAGAAGACACUUCCUCAUGGGGCUGGUGUGGUAAGACUCAGACACCAGCAUUUUCUGAUUGAGGGCUUUGGCUCACUGGGGCUGCCUCAUCUGAACGAAAGCCAGAACAUAGCAAAAAGGAAAGCUCUUGAAAACCCGUUCACUCUCAUCCAGGGUCCCCCAGGAACUGGGAAAACUGUGGUGGGAGUCCAUAUCGUUUAUUGGUUCUUUCAGCAGAACAAGGACAGGAGAACCCCAAGGAAGACCAAAGAAACUGAGGGAACACCAGUGAAGAAGGACUGCAUUUUGUACUGUGGGCCCUCUAACAAAUCUGUGGAUGUUGUUGCUGAAUACCUCCUGAAGUUCCAAAGCAUGCUCAGACCCCUCCGAGUGUACAGUGACCAGAUGGAGAUGCUGGAGUUUCCAUAUCCAGGCAGCACCUUGAAACUCUCUCGCAAAUCUCUCCGUGAAGAAAAGCCAAAGGAAUCGCUUAGGUCCAUCAGUCUACAUCAUUUAAUAAGGAUGCCAGGCAAGCCAUACGCAGAUCAGAUCCUGAGGUUCGAUGUAAGAAUACGAAGUGGAGACAACCUCACAGAUGAAGAAGUAGAUACUCACAAAAAAAUACUGAACGCGGCCCGUCAGCAGGAGCUGGAGAACCAUGAUGUCAUCCUUUGUACAUGCACUGCGGCCUCCAAUCCCAACUUUACUCAGAAACUGAACCCGAGGCAGAUUUUAAUCGACGAGUGUGCCAUGGCAACAGAGCCAGAAGCCCUCAUACCCUUAGUGGCACACAAGCCGGAAAAGAUCGUGCUACUCGGCGACCACAUGCAGCUCAGGCCCAUUGUGCACAGCGAGCUACUGAAGAGACUGGGCAUGAAGAAGUCACUGUUCGAGCGCUACAUGGACAAAGCCCUGAUGCUUGACACGCAGUAUAGAAUGCAUGAAGAUAUCUGUGAAUUUCCAUCCAAGGAGUUUUAUCAUGGCCUUCUGAAAACUGGCACUAAACGCAAAGGCAGUGUUCUUCUGGCAGGCCGGAGAGCCACCUCUAUCCUUUUUGGCCACGUGGAAGGGAAGGAGAUGAGCCUCAUCGUCUCUACGGAGCAGGGGAACGAAAACUCCAAGGCAAACAUGGAGGAAGCCGAACAGUGUGUCCGUAUUGCCAGGCUGUUAACGAAACAUUCCAGAAUUCAACCUGACCACAUUGCUAUUCUGACACCGUACAAUGCUCAGAUAUCAAAAAUAAAUGAGCUCCUUAAGAAAAGUGAAAUAUACAAUGUCACAGUCAGCACCAUCAUGAAAAGUCAAGGGAGUGAGUGGCGUUACGUGAUUCUCUCUACUGUGCGCUCCUGUCCCUCCUCAGAGCUAGAGACUGAACCUACCAAAGCCUGGCUCACAAAGACUCUGGGGUUUGUCAUUGAUCCCAACCAAGUCAAUGUGGGCAUCACUCGGGCUCAGGAAGGAUUCUGUGUCAUAGGAAACAAAGAUUUACUGACCUGCAGUGCACUUUGGAAGAGAUUGAUAGACCAUUACCAGCAGAAGAACUGUGUUAUGGAUGCAAACGACAUCAGAGUACAGAAUACCAGUGCUCAUUAAUCAAGCAUUAAUCAAGUUCACCAGUAAAUCUUUGAAGUAUGAUGCCUUAUGAAUCAACAAACAAACUAAAUAUGUGCUUGUGCCAAGGAAAACAUUUAUGUCACAGAAUUUAUGACGGCUAUUUCCAGGAUAAGCCAUCGAUGAAGAUCCAGGAUGAGAAUGUUUGAAGUGUAUCCCACUCUACACCUGUGGUCCUCAGUUCUUUCCAAAAGGAUAUUUUUAAGGAUAAAGGAUACUUUUCAGAGAUGAUUUUAGACAACACAAAGUAAUUUUGGAAAGGCAACUUCAUGUAACAGACAAGAACCUUUCUUCCAUUAUAACUUGGCUCACAAUAGAGUUUUCAACUCACACCUGAAGAAGGCUUCACAGCUAAAACGUUGUGUUUUCUCUCUCCUCUUUUCAGCAUGGAAUAAACCUUUUACUUGUUCUUUUGCAGAGUUUUCAACUCUGACUUGUCAGUUUCAUAGUUCACAUGCAAUAUCAGAUCUUGUUAUUCAGGAACUUGUGCAACUCUGCCUAUGUAUAUAAAAGACUGAGUUUCAUUCUAAAAUAAUGUAUCUUAUAGUUAGAUUUUAUCAAUAAAUAAGGAUUUUUGUAAACUAUAUGUUAGAAAGAAAGCUGUGUAUUAUUUUUUUACAUUUUUUAUCUUGAACCAAAUAGUGAUAUUGUCUUAUUUUACUCAAUAAUGUUUUUAAGGCACCUAAGUUUAAUACCUGUGAUGUUCCUGUCUGGUAUAUAUGCAAAUAUUCUUUUUUCAAAGGAAACAAUUUGUUAUAAUGAACUUAAAUGCAAGACCAGUCUUCAUCUCUACCUGUAUUAAAUCAAGUAACUGUUGUAAUGUAACUGUUAAUUUUUGUAGAGACAAGGACUAAAAUAAAGAUGUGGUAUAAUCUGUG